Messenger RNA from Aspergillus sclerotioniger CBS 115572, 2695 nucleotides. RefSeq names its product TRAPP III-specific subunit 85 family protein. Gene Ontology annotation, cellular component: cytoplasmic vesicle; phagophore assembly site; TRAPPIII protein complex. Bases 389 to 2608 code for a protein of 739 amino acids. Gene Ontology annotation, biological process: protein localization to phagophore assembly site; endoplasmic reticulum to Golgi vesicle-mediated transport. Lineage: Eukaryota; Fungi; Ascomycota; Eurotiomycetes; Eurotiales; Aspergillaceae. The transcript has 2 exons. The record is from RefSeq and is a predicted model, not a curated record.
GUCCAGUGGUAAGGCUACUAAGCUUUGCUGUGCCUGAUUCAGUUCAAGUUCUCUCCGUCGACUAUCUAUCUACUGGGUAACUUUCGUUGUGAUAAUUAGUAUCCUCCCCACCAACUCCUGCAUCAUACAUAGGCUGCUGCGACGGACGCCGUACUUGCGCCCGACUUGUGCUCUAGGAUUCGCCCGCGCUGACUUGGCUUCACUCAUCCCUACAACAUCGCCGGAUCUCCCCCCGAGCUUUCAUCUUCUCCUUCCAAUUCGUUCUUACUCGCACCCUCACCACUCCCAAAUCUAUCUAUCUUCCUGUGGGAUCUCUCCCCACUUAGUCCAUGGGCUCUAGGGUCACUUCUACUUUUGUUAACGUCGCAUCCCCCGCCACUCGGAGUCCAUGACAUCGCCCGGAGAUGCUGCUCCGGUCAAGCCUCCGCCGUCAUUCUCGCCCGGCGUUCCACGUGUCGCAUCUAAGUCGAGAUAUCCAAAUCAGCGCCGCGACUCGUCGCCGUCCCUGGAUGCAGACCUGGUAGACUCGAGAAUCCGGUCUCCGACCCCGCCCCUGACCGCCACGACGUCUGAUCUCCCGAUCAGGUCCGCAUCGCCCCGUGCCCCUUCAUUUCGGUCGUCGACGCCCCAAUUGGCCCGAUCAUCCCUAGGAUCCCCGGUGGAAGGUCGAUUCGAUGGUGCAGAGGAAAUCCGAUCGCUAGUCAUACGCUCGUUCUCCCCUGUGGUCGGUGUCUACGCAUCAGCUGACACCGAUGAGUUGGUACGACAGAAAGGCUUUGCCGGUGGCUUCUGGGAGUUGAUACGUCCGUUCGGCGAGAACGUCCCUGGGAAGAUCGUCAUCCGAGACAGUGUGGGGGCAAGUCGUGGCUGGGAAGACUACGCGGUUCGCUUUGUGGAUUUGGCUGGCAAUAGCUUGACCCCUAACGAGUCGAGCGCGGGGCGAAGCGCCUCCUUAGCACAGGUGGAGGAUGUGUUGGAGAAGCAACUGGGCUCGACUGACGAUCCGCUGGGCGGAUCGUUGCGCCCAAAAGAUUUCUUGAACUUCCCUACAACAUCUCCAUUAUAUAAAUUAUUCCUACGACAACUACUAUCGAUACCAUCGGCCACGCCGCAUGAGACAUUCCGGCAUCCAGUGGCAAGUGUUAUCGCCAUUAGUUCGCGCAAUACCGCACCGCUGGAGACUCUGAGGCAAUUGUACGCAGACACAAGCAAUGGAGCCAGGAGGCUGCCAGAUUGGUGUCAUACGGAAUACCUCCGGUACUAUGUUCUUGUUCAUGAUGAGGAUCGGGAUGAUAUUGCGGAAUCGACCAAGUUAUAUGACCAAAUGAAACGCCAUUUUGGGUUACAUUGUCACCUGUUGAGGCUUCGUAGCAAUCAAUGCGUGGUUACCGAUGACGACAGUGUUCAAGUACCCGACUGCGAAUGGCUCUCGCCUUCUGAACGACUUUCUGGCCGAGCCGAGCCCUUGGUGGACUUGGAUACCAGCGGUUUUUGCCUCUUCGAUUCAGAUAUCAUGGCGAUCAAGGCGUUCAUCCGCGAACUGGUAGCCCAGUCCGUCAUACCGUUUAUGGAAAACCGGGUCGCUGUCUGGAACGACCAGGUGGCCUCCCGUAGGCGUGGUAUAAGUGGGCGAUUCAUGUCAAUGUCACGCAGAUGGGCUGGCUUUGGAUCUAGUUCACGCUCCAGUCUCACGGCUGGGGGAGCUAGCGGAAACUACGAUGUCGCGCAUGGCUACUACAGACCGGAUGUCCCUGAAGCUGUGCUGCGCAAAAUGGCUGACUUUGCAUUCAUGCUCCGGGACUGGAAGUUAUCAGCGUCUACAUAUGAGCUCCUUCGCUCCGACUACGCGAACGACAAAGCAUGGAAAUAUCACGCCGGUGCCUACGAGAUGUGCGCCGUAAGCAUGCUGUUAAAUCCAUCAGCAAUGGGAACAAAGAUGAAGCUCGAUGGAAUUGACCAGAUGUUUGACACUGCCUGCUAUUCGUAUCUCACGAGGUGUUCGGAUACGCCGAAUGCUCUCCGGUGUCUUACGUUGGCCAUGGAGCUAUUGAAGUCCCGCGGAGGUUCGGCAGUGGAAAGCGCCGCUCGAUGGGCCAUGCGGGCCAUGGACCUUGGGUUAGUCGGCUCCAUCGGCCAGGGCCUCUUCAGUGAACGGGUAUCGGCAUGCUAUGCCGCAAGGGCGCCAGUGAGCGGAUUGAAAUGGGGUUCUCGACGCAGAAAAGCAGGAAUGUGGAGUGUCUUCGCUGCUGACAUGUGGCUUCGCCUUGGGAAGCCGUCGCUAGCAUCAGCAGCGCUCGAGGAGGCGGAGCGGCUAUAUGCAGAUGUGCUGGAUGCCGAUGGAACAUUCCCGAUGCCCGAGAUGCAGACCUUCUUCGACAACCUGCGACAUGCUGUCAAGGUCGAAUACCUAGAAGCCAGAGGGCUGGACACAAGAGACGAGGCAGCCACUGCCGAGGCACUCGGCACAGAAGAAACCAGCGAAAAGCUGGACAGACGCAUGAAUCGCAAAUCCUUGAUCGCCAAUCCGUUGGACUCGGGGGGUCUCGGUCCGGCACAAGGCACGAGGGAUAAUGACAAUGCAGCCAAUGACGAUUUCGAACGAGCUUAGGAUGCAAUGAGGGUCCCAAGGGCGAAUGGGGUUUAUACAACAUCAUAGACAUUUGUCAAUUUAAUGUUUCUUGUACGAAUUAUCCAC